UCAUCAAAACCCACACCACCGACACGGUCAUCAAAACCCACAACACCAACACGGUCAUCAAAACCCAUACCACCGACACGGUCAUCGAAACCGACAACACCAACACAGUCAUCGAAACCCACACCAACAACACUGUCAUCGAAACCCACACCACCAACACGGUCAUCAAAACCCACACCACCAACACAGUCAUCGAAACCCAUACCACCAACACGGUCAUCAAAACCCAUACCACCGACACGGCCAUCGAAACCGACAACACCAACACAGUCAUCGAAACCCACACCACCAACACGGUCAUCGAAACCUACACUCCCAACACGGUCAUCAAAACCUACACCACCAACACUGUCAUCGAAACCCACACCACCAACACGGUCAUCGAACCCCACACCACCAACAGGGUCAUCGGAACCCACACCACCAACACAGUCAUCGAAACCCAUACCACCAACCCGGUCAUCGAAACCCACACCACCAACACGGUCAUCGAACCCCACACCACCAACAGGGUCAUCGGAACCCACACCACCAACACAGUCAUCGAAACCCACACCACCAACACAGUCAUCAAAACCCACACCACCAACACGGUCAUCAAAACCCAUACCACCGACACGGUCAUCGAAACCGACAACACCAACACAGUCAUCGAAACCCACACCACCAACACGGUCAUCAAAACCCACACCCCCAACACGGUCAUCGAAACCCAUACCACCAACACGGUCAUCAAAACCCAUACCACCGACACGGCCAUCGAAACCGACAACACCAACACAGUCAUCGAAACCCCCACCAACAACACUGUCAUCGAAACCCACACCACCAACACAGUCAUCGAAACCCACACCACCAAGACGGUCAUCGAAAGCCACACCACCAACACUGUCAUCGAAACCCACAACACCAACACGGUCAUCGAAACCCACACCACCAACACAGUCAACGAAACCCAUACCACCAACACAGUCAUCGAAACCCACACCACAAACACGGACACCGAAACCCACACCACCAACACAGUCAUCGAAACCCACACCACCAACACGCUCAUCAAAACCCACGCCACCAAUACGGUCAUCGAAACCCACACCACCAACACCGUCAUCGAAACCCAUACCACCAACACGGUCAUCGAAACCCACACCACCAACACGCUCAUCAAAACCCACGCCACCAAUACGGUCAUCGAAACCCACACCACCAACACCGUCAUCGAAACCCACACCACCAACACGCUCAUCAAAACCCACGCCACCAAUACGGUCAUCGAAACCCACACCACCAACACCGUCAUCGAAACCCAUACCACCAACACGGUCAUCAAAACCCAUACCACCGACACGGCCAUCGAAACCGACAACACCAACACAGUCAUCGAAACCCACACCACCAACACUGUCAUCAAAACCCACACCACCAACACGGUCAUCAAAACCCAUACCACCGACACGGCCAUCGAAACCGACAACACCAACACAGUCAUCGAAACCCACACCACCAACACGGUCAUCAAAACCUACACCACCAACACUGUCAUCGAAACCCACACCACCAACACGCUCAUCAAAACCCACACCACCAAUACGGUCAUCGAAACCCACACCACCAACACAGUCAUCGAAACCCAUACCACCAACACGGUCAUCGAAACCCACACCACCAACACGGUCAUCGAAACCCACACCACCAACAAAACCCACACCACCAACACGGUCAUCGAAACCCACACCACCAACACGGUCAUCGAAACCCACCCCACCAACACGGUCAUCGAAACCCAUACCACCAACACAGUCAUCGAAACCCACACCACCAAGACGGUCAUCGAAAGCCACACCACCAACACUGUCAUCGAAACCCACAACACCAACACGGUCAUCGAAACCCACACCACCAACACGGUCAUCGAAACCCACACUACCAACAAGGUCAUCUAAACCUACACCACCAACACUGUCAUCGAAACCCACCCCACCAACACGGUCAUCAAAACCCAGACCACCAACACGGUCAUCGAAACACACACCACCAACACAGUCAUCGAAACCCAUACCACCAACACGGUCAUCGAAAGCCACACCAUCAACACGGUCAUCGAAACCCACACCACCAACACGGUCAUCGAAACCCACACCACCAACACGGUCAUCAAAACCCACACCACCAACACAGUCAUCGAAACCCAUACCCCCAACACGGUCAUCGAAAGCCACACCAUCAACACGGUCAUCGACACCCACACCACCAACACGGUCAUCGAAACCCACACCACCAACACGGUUAUCGAAACCCACACCACCAAUAUACGAUCAUCAAAACCCACACCGCCAAUAUAGGGUCAUCAAAACCCACACGACCAAUAACCGGUAA
Messenger RNA from Mizuhopecten yessoensis (Yesso scallop), 2376 nucleotides. Its product is annotated as cell surface glycoprotein 1-like. Lineage: Eukaryota; Metazoa; Mollusca; Bivalvia; Pectinida; Pectinidae. The transcript is spliced from 2 exons. The annotation marks the transcript as partial. The record is from RefSeq and is a predicted model, not a curated record.